AAUAACUUUAGCCUUUUAAUAAUAUUGAAUAAGUUAUUAAUAUAUUAUAUAAAUGUAAACGUGUACCAUAUGUUAGUAUGCAGUAUAUAUAAUAAGGAGAGCAGCAUUGAAUAGGCUCUUGAUAUUGAAAUAACUCGAAUAAAGUUGUUAAGUAGAAGAUAAAAAAGGAUAACGGAUGAAUACGACGAUUAGUGGAUAAAAAAAUGAAAGAAACCUCUAAUUAUGAAUAGGAAAAUGACUACUUUAAUAAAAGGAAAUGUGCAAAUAAGUACUUCGAUAGUUUCUCAAUAUCAGUUCGAUAAUAAUCGAUAGACGGCUUUUUUUUAAUCGAGGAAGUAAAAUUAAGCUCUAUCGAUCUAGGAUUGAAUGGAAAAGUCUCAGUCUGGCUUUUAAUGCCGAACCGUUUGAGUUAUCAUUUUAUUGCUAUUUGUUUAGUAUAAAGGUAGGAAAAGAGUAAUUUUCUUCCACUUGAUUGAAAAUUUCGGAAUGGCCGCUCCUAAGGAUACUGUCUCCUUAAUAUCAGAAUCGAACACUCCUAAUGGAAAUGGGUCGGUUGGUGCUCGACGUCCGAGUUUAUGGCCAUCGGCCGGAAAGGCUCUGGAAUUGGCUCCCCACGAGAAACGGAAGCCAAGUAUAGCGAGGAAGGAAUCCCUUAUCAUUCCUGGGAAGAUCGAAGACAGGCCUUCCAAUGGACGGGAUAGUCCGAAUAGGAGACCGUCAAUAAGUUCAAGGAGAGAAAGUAAUAGAUCGAAUGAUUCCAGAGUUAGUGCGAUUGAUUUCUCAAAGUUGGAAACCACAGGCCACAAGAAAGAUGACGAAGAAAAAGGAAAAACCAUUACGAAUACUGAUUCCUAUAUUAGAACAGCAAUACCCUAUCUACCUCAAUCGCUAGCCAUUCUUUGCUUAAUACUCAACAUUCUUCUACCAGGUUCAGGGACAAUUCUUAGCGGAUUAUGUUUGUUUUGUUGCGGAAAAUCAAGAUUGGCCAGCAAAGACAAUGAUAUUAUGACUGUAUUAUGCGUUAACAUAUGUAUUGGAAUAUCACAACUUUUCACCGUUACUUUUCUUCUAGUUGGCUGGUUUUGGAGUUUAACCUGGGGAAUUUAUAUGGUUAUUUUGGCUGGUAAGUUUAAUUAUUUCACCUCCAAAGAAGCGGAAGUAAUGUUUAAAGAAUAAAUUGAAUUGCAUAUUAACCCUUUCAUUAUUUUACAUGUAUAAACAUUUUUAAACGUUCUCAGUUGAAUAUCGUCAAGAACAGCAGGCUAAACGAGAGAAACAGCUACAAGCUAUGGCUUUAACAGCUUUUGGUUCACCAAUUAGACCAUGGUCGUUAAGAACGUAAUAAACAUAAAAUAAAUGAUACAAUUUUUGAAUUAUUACUUAAUAAAGAACACUUGAAAACGACAUAACUGAAAGAUUA
Molecule: messenger RNA, 1420 nt
Organism: Dimorphilus gyrociliatus
Lineage: Eukaryota; Metazoa; Annelida; Polychaeta; Dinophilidae
Source: the annotation of a GenBank genome assembly